AUGCUUCGGAUCUAUGGUUUAGACGGUCUCAUCGGAGACACAUUUCAUUGCAUUAGUGGACGUCCGUUGGUGUCGGCAUUGUUAGGCAAACUGAAUGUUUUGUCGACCGUAACGAAAACAUUGUCUAAUUUGCUGACAAAUCCUGUGCCAAACACUGGUGGGUCCGACUCUAUUGGAAGCCUUCUUCCGGAUCAACCGUUUCCUUAUCCUGAAACAGAUUCGAAAGAAGUGCUGAAAUCGUCGGUCAAACCAUCGUUGGCUUCUAUACUCAAUCCAUUGCUAUAUAAUAUAAGAGGAAUUGUAGGUCCAAUAGACUUGGGUCCCAAUUUAUAUCAUAUGACUGGUAUUUCAUUGCCAAUUGUAGGACAAUCAGCACCGAAUGGCAGACCUAUUAAACUAUAUCAAUACCCGGAUCAAUCCAAUCCUAUGAUCUCUUACCCAUUGGAAUCAGGCAAUAAAAUUGAAGAUCAAACAAAAGAUAAAUCUAGCAGUGAGUCUACAACUAAAUCUACCGAUCAGUCUACAGACUCAACACCGAUUUUGGCAUCAACUUUUACACCCACUUUGACAUCCACUUUGACAUCCACUUUGACAUCCACUUUGACAUCCACUUUGUCAUCCACUUUGACAUCUACUUUGACAUCCACUUUGUCAUCGAUUUCUACGAAUUCGGAAAAUUCAGGGAUUUAUUAUGGAAAAGGAAUGGCAUAUAUACCCAAAUCUGAUAAGGAUUCAGCUAAUGAACAAACAACAGAUAAACCUAACAGUGAGUCUACAACUAAAUCUACCGAUCAGUCUACAGAUUCAACACCGACUUUGACAUCAACUUUGACAUCCAUUUUGACAUCAACUUUGUCAUUGCCAUCGAAUGGAAGAAAUCAAUAG
Oppia nitens is the source of this 885-nucleotide messenger RNA. Its product is annotated as mucin-2-like. Lineage: Eukaryota; Metazoa; Arthropoda; Arachnida; Sarcoptiformes; Oppiidae. Bases 1 to 885 code for a protein of 294 amino acids. The transcript is spliced from 3 exons. The record is from RefSeq and is a predicted model, not a curated record.